Messenger RNA from Ilyonectria robusta, 2493 nucleotides. RefSeq lists its product as uncharacterized. The transcript has 2 exons. The record is from RefSeq and is a predicted model, not a curated record. Lineage: Eukaryota; Fungi; Ascomycota; Sordariomycetes; Hypocreales; Nectriaceae. Bases 1 to 2493 code for a protein of 830 amino acids.
AUGGACGCCUCAUCCAAGGCCGAUGGCGCAAACGACGCACUUUUCCAGUCCGCGGCCUGCAGUUUCAACUUCGAGCCUUACUGCCGGGCGUCUGCUUUGCCCAGUCCCGCACCUGAGUUCUGCCUCAACGACUCAGAACCUGACUCACCCGCGAAUGCGAAUUGGGUGUACCGUCUCGGCCCAACCAGAGCCUUGAGCACAAUCAGUUGCGAGACAGCGCAGACCUCGUCAUCGGCCGGCUCGCUGCUUUCUCCCGUCCAGACCGACCGGAGUGAUACACUGACUGCCCGUGGCAGCCGGUCCAGAGGGCCAAGCCCUUUGGGACGUCGCAGUCGGACCAGCACUGACGACAGCUGUACGGAGCCGCUGCUUUGCCUCGGCCCCCGGUGCGUACAGACAUUCACUACCGAGGACGAAUUGAAAGCACACGUUGAGGCUGUCCACACCUAUUCAUGUAACUGGGCUGGCUGCGAUCAACCGAGCUUUGCUUCUCGUGAUGGCUUGAUCUGGCAUGUUAAAGCAGAGCAUCUCCUCGUGUGUCCCUCUCAAGGCUGCACAGAAUCCUCAUUUCAAAGUAUUCGUCUUUUGCGGUCGCACAUGGAUAUAUCCCACUCCAAGGCUGAUGGUGGUGUCAAGGAGUGGCAACUCACACCCACACUCCCUGAUGACCACGCGUCGAUGCAACACACCGACUCGCCACAAGACGUGAAACCUGUGCCCGCCAAGGAAGGAAAGGCCCCCGAGGGCUCGGAGCAGGCCAUUUCUCAAAUGCUCCCCUCCGUCAAUUUGGCCAAGACGAAGUACCAAGACCAGCUUAGACGCGUGCUGGAGAAGCGAUCUAAGAAGAAUGCCGGGACGCCAAGAUCCGCAGACAGUCCGACCGACUUGGUUCGGGGUAAGGCCUCGAGACUCGUUGAAACGGCAAGCUUUCCUCUCGUCUACGAGCACGCCAUCCUGCCAUUCCUCUCCGAAUUCUUACCCAAGUGGGUGGGUAGCCGCCAUGUAGUUAGUGUCAUGAGAGGCAAAACCUCCCAGAUGAGGCGCAUCUGCAUCAUGACGAGGCACAAGAUCUCCCGCACCCGUAAGAUGAUAAUCGUGCGCCACGUUCAGGAUCUCCUUCCAGAAACAUUCCGUCGCUUCGUUUCCUUCGUUUUCUCUCUGGGCGAAAUUGAUCGCACUACAUGGGCUAGAGGCUUGAGUAGGCAUCAAAUGGAUGAUAUCUGUAUUCCCCGAAACCCCUACUUCUUUCGAAAUCCCUGCAUGGGCGACAGCAUCGGCAUAUGCGGCAACGGCACCUUUGAGGAUAGUACCGCCACUUUAGGUCCCAAUCUUAUUGUUGGAGGUGGCAGUUAUUGGCUGGGAAACUUCCAUCCUUUCCUCGACGCGUAUCAACACCUCCAGACUGUGGUGGUCGAACAUCCCUCCCUCCAGGAUCGGGGGCGCUGCAUUGCAGAAGGUCACGAUGCUAUGUCGCAAGAAGAUAGCUUCAAGCUUGGCAACCUCGAGGUGACCUCUGGACUCAACCUUCAGACGACUCGAAUAUCUCAUGAUCCAUAUUGGGAAGAGUGUGACAAGGAGCAGCCUUUGAUAGUUACCGACUGGUCACUCAUCGCUGCCCGCACCUCCCAUGCCAACCUUCUUCGCCGCUUCCCAUCGGAGACCCAACCACUUCUGAGGGAAACUCCCAUCACAUCCACUGGAGUUGUCAUUCCUGGGGCCUGCGUCACCUCAAGUGGCCGUACGUCAGGUCAUCAACGUGGCCAGGUUUGUGAGAUUCCAGCAUAUGUCAGUGGGGAUGAGAACGGCACUCGGAAGGCCACAAGAGAGUGGUUCAUAGAGGAGCCAUACCCUUGCGAUAAUGAAGAGGAAUGGAUCCGUGGAGGAAUUGGUGUUGAGGGCGAUAGCGGUGCGGCCGUUGUUGACUCCAAUACACAUGCCCUCAUUGGACACCUCUGGGGUCGCAACCGUUACUGGGGACCUGGGCCGCGACAUACCUUCUUCACUCCAAUCGCGGAUAUCUUCGACGACAUCCAGGAGAAGUGUGGGCAACAAACACGUCCCCGGCUUCCACAGCACCGCGAUGAAGCAGAUUGCUUUCCGCCAUUUCCAUCGUGCCGACAGUGCUACGACCUGCGUACCUACCUGGACAGCCGAAGGAGUUCACGCAUGUCACUACAAAGUAUGAUCAUGGGCAAAGGCGAUUCCGAUCAGGACCUCACCUCUAUUGAGGCUGUCUCGGAACUAGCUACGCCGCGGGACUACCAUCGCUUCGUGGGUGUCGAGGAGACGGGUUCUUCCUUCAACGUCAACGGCAGCUUCUGCCCCGGAACCCCGGCUAUAGCUGACAUCAAGAGCCCGUAUGCAACGACACUAGAACUCGACGACCCAUACGUCACGGAGUUUGCUGCCCCGGAGGGUCUUCGGAAGAGAGGGCCCAUAUUCAGCACCAACUCAAGCCAAGAGAGGCAAAAGAGGCAGAGAGUGGAGGAAUGA